UUACAAAUUAAAAAUGUCCGAAGACGAUAUCGGUAUUGUUAUUGAUAAUGGCUCAAAGUGGAGUAAAGCGGGGUUUUCAGGAGAAUCCUUCCCCAGAUGUGUCAUCCCAACUGCUGUAGGGAGGUUUCGCCACACCAGUCUAUUAGAUGGCGUAAAAGACUUUUAUUUCGGGAAGGAUGUGACGAAGAAUCGAGGAAUUUGUAACUUGAGUUGGCCUGUUAAAGGGGGCACCGUUCUUAACUGGACUGACAUGGAAAACUUUUCGCAUCAUAUAUUCUAUAGAGAGCUUCACGUGGCUCCCGAACAAUGUAAAGUUAUGAUAGCUAUACAUCCGCUGGCCACGAAGAAAGAGAAGGAGACGAUUGCUGAAAUCAUGCUAGAGACUUUCACCGUGAAAGCCUUGUACCUAGUCUCAUCGCCUGCUCUGGUGUUGACCGCAACUGGUAGAACUACUGGCGUGGUGUGGGAAUGUGGUGAUUCGUGCUCGUAUGUCACACCCGUGUUUGAAGGAUUCCCGUUGAAGAACGCAACGGUCACCUCUGCCGUAAAUGGAAAAGUCUUGACGGAAUAUUUCCAGAAAUUGUUGUCCGACGUUGGCUAUUCAUUUACCACUCCUGCGGAAAUAGACGUGAUUGAAAAGGCGAAGAUUGAUCUAUGUUACGUAGCUAGUAAUUACGAAGAAGAACUUAAAGAGAAUAUCUUUAAUAAGGAAAGAAUACAAUACAAACUUCCUGACGGCCAAUACAUACUAGUCGGUGAAGAAAAAUUUAAAUGUCCCGAACUAUUAUUCACUCCAGAACUCCAAGAAUCGAAAUAUACAAGUAUAGCUGACGAUAUAUACAAUUCUUUGACGCAAUGCGAUUUGGAUUACAAAAGUACUUUUUAUAGCAACAUAGUACUUUCGGGUGGAGGAACUAUGUUUGAAGAUUUACCGGGCCGCUUGCAGAUGGUGUUGAGUAAAAAAGUGCAUGUGUCUCCAGAAACGAGGGUAACUGUUGAGGCGCCAAGUUCUCGAAAUGUCUUGCCUUGGAUUGGUGGAUCAAUUUUAUCUUCAAUGGAGGCUGGUAGUGGAUUCUGGUUAAGCAGAGAUGAAUAUAAUAAUGUGGGUGCUAAAACAGUUAAUUAUAAGUUCAUGUUGUAAUAUUCAUAACGAGCUUAAUGGGAUCUCUCCACGUUGUCUGAUGAUGACCGAAUAAAGCCGACCAUAAACAUGAAUAUUCGUCCACGAGGUGUAACAAAACUAAUUGAUAACACUUUAG
Messenger RNA from Aricia agestis (brown argus), 1259 nucleotides. Its product is annotated as actin-85C-like. The record is from RefSeq and is a predicted model, not a curated record. Bases 14 to 1141 code for a protein of 375 amino acids. The transcript has 4 exons. NCBI's taxonomy places the organism in Eukaryota, Metazoa, Arthropoda, Insecta, Lepidoptera, Lycaenidae.